UAAUCCCCGUGUCGCUCUUCGUCAACGCACGCGCACUUGAUACCGCGGCCGGUAUAAAAACCCACGCGCCCUUGCGCUGUGCCAUUUCAGUUACAAACUUUAUACAAAUAACUUAAAAAAAUGGACGUCAUUCUAAGGCACGAGCAUGACACGAGCGAAGUUCUUGUCGCGAAAGGAGUGGCCAUGGCGGUCCUUUUCGUCUCCUCUUUGAUUUGCGGCAUAAUCCCCAUGCUGCUCGCGAAGAAAUUUAAAUGGGUACAACCUGAUGAUGCGACCGAUCUCAAGACCAAAAAUAAAGUGAUAAUAACCUUACUAUCCUUCGGAGGAGGUGUCCUGCUCUCUGUCACCUUCAUGCAUCUGAUACCCGAAGUCACUAAGAAUGUGGAGUCCUUGGAAUGUGAUGGAGUAAUUCGAGAGCUAACUUUCUCUCUAACACCACUACUGACAUGCUGUGGUUUCUUCACCAUGUAUUUAAUAGAGGAAUUAGUGCACCUCUAUAUCCAUCGGAGAGAGAAGAACAACAAAGCUGCGGAUCCACUGGUACGCAAUUUAAGCAUCCGACGAAGCAAACGGAGCAUCGACGAGAACGGCAUAAAAAGCGUUACCAAUUCUACUGCUGAUUUGGUUGAUAACGGAUAUAAGAAGGAUGCGGAACAUCAACACGCACACCACAGUCACAUGCCGGUCGAAGCAGGCGACAACAUCACCUCCGCUUUACGUGGUCUCCUCAUUGUCCUGGCUUUGUCAAUCCAUGAGUUAUUCGAAGGCUUGGCUGUAGGCUUGGAGUCAGGUGCUCAUCAUGUCUGGUACAUGUUAGGCGCAAUAGCUGCACAUAAGUUGGUUAUUUCAUUCUGUAUUGGUGUAGAAUUGAUAGCCACUCGUACUAAGACUUGGUUGUCCAUUAUCUAUAUCACAACAUUUGCCUUGAUAACAUCUUUGGGUAUUGGAAUUGGUAUUUUGCUGGUGGGAGGAGAGGGCGCCACUGCAGCGGGUCUCACUUCAGUAAUUCUCCAAGGACUAGCGUCGGGCACCCUACUCUAUGUAAUCUUCUUUGAAAUUUGGAAGUCUGAUCGGUCUGGAAUGUUGCAAUACUUAGCGGCUCUCGUCGGCUUUGGACUUAUGUUUGGAAUUCAAUUAGCUGCUGGACAUGUCCAUAGUCACAGCCACGGUUGUGACCGCGACCAUGACCACGAUCACAGCCACGAAAGCCACGAGCACUGAUAUCGCUCAAUCAACAGUCUUGAAGCGUAACCUUAUUACUGUUAUAAAACAAGCAAUGGUUGUGAUUUAAUAUACAUAUAAUAUAUAUAUAUAUAUUUAGUAAAAGAUUUUGUAAAAUGUAAGCAACAUCAGUUGGGACAUAUUUUAAUGACUGUUUCACAUUUCUGAAUGGUAAUAAUAUUUUAUACUCAGUUUACAAAACAAUGGGCAUACGCAACAAACGAUGUGAAGCCACUUUUCAUUUCUUGUGUGCGUGACAACUAGGAAGGGCUAGAGGUGGGCGUUUAAACGAAAAGCACUUAAAAAAGUUUGCUUUUUAAAAUAAGCGCAUAAGCACGCUUUUAAUUUUAAGCGUAAGCGUUGGUCACUGGUCAGUUCUAUACUCAACAAUUUCAUUUUUUACAUCUGGCACCACCGCUAUCUAUAUUUACAUAAAGAAAACAGUAAAAUAAAUUAUAAGUUUUUCUACUUUCAGUGCGUUUUCGAAGAUUCUUUUGAACAUAAAGAAAAAAUAUAAUAUAAGUGUGAGUAAAAGAGAAAUGCUGUAUGAAGUAGGUACCUAUAAAGUUUUAUUUACAGAACAAAGUCGCUUAAGGUUAAAAUAACAUAGCCAACCGUUAGCCGCGACGACGUAACGGCGACGCGACGUUUUAAAACUGAUUACACUCUCUAGUCAAUUGAAUAACUCUUGAUAGUUCAGUUUUAUGUAACAAUUUCAUAACAAUUUGCAUAAAAUCUUAUGCGUACGUUUUGAAAUAAAUCAUUGAUUAAAAAUAUGUUGCUGUAAAAUUACAUAUUUCAUAUUGACACAGUCUUUACAUCAUGUAAGUAGGUAAUGCAUAUUAUAAGCAUGCAAAGUUAUCGACCACAAAUAAUUUACUUAGAUAUUUUGCAGAAUAUUAUUUAUUAGCAUAUUAGCAUUUUUCAAUGUUUUCGUAAAUUUACUAAUUAGAUAAUUAAGGUAGUAUACCUUCAUGUAAAAGCGUUACAUUAACUGUUUGCGACAGUAGUAUAAUAUCAUUGGUUUGCGACCUGUGAAAAAGUUUUCAAUUUUAAAUUAUUAUGUAGUGCAUUUUAAUGUGAUAUUUUCGACAAUAAUGCAGUUGGAUUUUUAUAAAAAAAGUCCCACCGUCUGAAUUGAAAACUAUUUUCUAGAUAUUGCAGUUCUGACAAACUUAAUCAGUUCAUUUUUAUUUUUUGCUAUUGGAUAAAUCAUUUGAUUAUUUGAAUUACUGUAGAACCGCUAAAGGUGCUAAUGGGGAUAACAUAAGCAAGAUAGUUUAAUCAAUUUAUUAAAUUGUAAUUUGUAUAGUUAGUGUUUUCUACGAAGAAUUUACUGUUUGGUACAUUUUUACCGUAUUAACGUGCGUUAGUAAGUAUUGUUACACUUGUCUGUGAUAUUGUAUGAAAAAGAAGCAGGUGGACCGAAAUACAGUAAACUGUGCGUACUGUGUAUUCUUAGGUCUGAUUUCGCUCGUUAGCGCUCGAUUCGUGACGUUGAAGUACAAACUUCUAGCAAUGUAUACUUUGUACUUUUGUAGAACUUCGUAAUUAAGAUAUAACUUUUAUUAUUCUUUGUAAAU
Molecule: messenger RNA, 2804 nt
Organism: Hyposmocoma kahamanoa
Lineage: Eukaryota; Metazoa; Arthropoda; Insecta; Lepidoptera; Cosmopterigidae
Gene: Zip89B
Product: zinc transporter ZIP1-like
Exons: 5
Coding region: 121-1221 (366 amino acids)
Biological process (GO): zinc ion transmembrane transport
Cellular component (GO): plasma membrane
Molecular function (GO): zinc ion transmembrane transporter activity
Source: RefSeq, a predicted model, not a curated record